Messenger RNA from Hemibagrus wyckioides, 3371 nucleotides. It is a transcript of the gene elovl5, whose product is annotated as ELOVL fatty acid elongase 5. The transcript has 8 exons. The record is from RefSeq and is a predicted model, not a curated record. Bases 161 to 1045 code for a protein of 294 amino acids. Gene Ontology annotation, biological process: fatty acid elongation, polyunsaturated fatty acid; fatty acid elongation, monounsaturated fatty acid; very long-chain fatty acid biosynthetic process. Lineage: Eukaryota; Metazoa; Chordata; Actinopteri; Siluriformes; Bagridae. Gene Ontology annotation, cellular component: endoplasmic reticulum membrane; endoplasmic reticulum. Gene Ontology annotation, molecular function: fatty acid elongase activity.
UUAGCACACACAUCCCGCUUCCUCAACUCUUCCCUCUCUCUCUCUCUCUCUCUCUCUCUCACACACACACUCUCUCUCUCUCAGACACACACACACUCUCUCUCAGACUGAAACAGCGGGAGCAGGGACACAAGGACGUCCGUCCAGAAGGAGGCUAGAAAUGGAAAGUUUGAACCAGAGGCUCAACCAACAGUUUGACUCAUGGAUGGGUCCCAGGGAUCCUCGUGUGAGAGGCUGGCUCCUGCUGGACAACUACUUGCCCACUCUGUUCUUCACCAUCAUCUACCUCCUGAUCGUGUGGAUGGGGCCGAAGUACAUGAAGAACAGGCAGCCUUUCUCCUGCAGGGGGAUCUUAGUGGUGUAUAAUUUGGCCCUCACACUUCUCUCCUUUUAUAUGUUUUAUGAGCUUGUGACUGCUGUGUGGCAAGGCGGCUAUAAUUUCUUCUGCCAAGACACUCACAGCGGAGGAGAGGCCGACAACAGGGUAAUAAAUGUGCUGUGGUGGUACUACUUCUCCAAGCUCAUCGAGUUUAUGGAUACCUUCUUCUUCAUCCUGCGCAAAAACAACCAUCAGAUCACCUUCCUGCACAUCUACCACCAUUCCACCAUGCUGAACAUCUGGUGGUUCGUCAUGAACUGGGUGCCAUGUGGACACUCCUAUUUUGGAGCCACCUUUAACAGCUUCAUCCAUGUGCUGAUGUACUCUUACUAUGGGCUCUCAGCCAUUCCUGCCAUUCAGCCGUACCUGUGGUGGAAGAGGUAUAUAACACAAGGACAGCUGCUCCAGUUCGUCCUGACCAUGAUCCAGACGUCCUGCGCUGUGGUGUGGCCCUGCGGUUUCCCAAAGGGUUGGCUGUAUUUCCAGAUCAGUUAUAUGAUCACCCUUAUUAUUUUCUUCUUGAACUUCUACAUACAGACGUACAAGAAGAAGGGCACUGCAGCAAAAAAGGAUCCCAGACACAACGGCAUUAAAUCUGUGAACGGCCACACCAACGGUGCGACUCAUACAGAUGCUGUAAAGCACAGGAAACCAAGAACAGACUGAGGACCUGUCUAUUCGUCCAGUUCCACCAUAUCUGUCUGUGAACGUGUUACCCCCAGUCUACACACAGCAGAGAGAGAAGCAAAAUAAAACUAUAUUCAUUUUAAUGUUCAAGAGAGUCAUAACAUUUUGCACACUUUUGUGUCCUGUUAUUGUUCAUAUUGAAUUCAAAAGACAAUAUGAGAAGAAAUACACUGAAAUUAAAAAAUAAGUCGCAACAGGGUCUGAGUUAUGUAGAAUAUCUUUGAUUAUAUUAAAGUCUUGUAUGUGUGGCAGCCUGGGAAAACCCAUCAGAUCUUGUUAAUGCAGCCGAAUUCAAUAUAUAUAUAUAUUCACCCAACAUUAUGUACAAAUAGUUUUAGUUACUUUCUAAACUUGUUUUGGCUUCUUGCAAAGAUCAUAUCAGUCGGUCUAAAGAGUGCUAGCUAGUAAACAUCAUAAUUCUGGUCAUUUGCCAGCCAUAGUGAAAUGGAUUUACGUAUAUAUCCAAGAUUUUCCGAAUCUUUAAAUCAUAAAGUAUCAGGCUGAUGGUCAUUAGGAAGGAGGUAAUAUGCAAGAUGCAUGUUUCAAAACUAGUGCAAAAUUUUUACCUUUGUAAAGGAGCUGCCACACACGUUUUCAACGAUUGUUUUAAUAGACGAGAGUGUUUUUAACACAGAAUCGCAAUAUACAACAAAACAAAAUACACAAAAUAUAAAUUCGGAAGUGAUCGUUAUCAGUUUUUUAGUGUCCGAAUGUUUUUCAUCGUAGUUCUAUCAGUUAUACAUACAUUUUUAUUUAAUUAAUUAAAUUAUAUUUCAUUGAUUAAAAAAACAUUUUAAUUUAAUUUAGAAUAUAGAAUAAUUUAUUAAUUUUUUUUUUAUUUCAUGUCAUUGGUAUUUACCCCCUUUUUUUUGUUGCUAUAAUGACAGUGAAUUGGACUUUACUAGUUUGUAAAAAACUGUUGACUUGUGUUAUAUCAAACACUAUAUUGUAAGCUCAAGGGACGCUUGCUUCAUGUAAAACAGUUAACAUAGUCAAACAUCACACGUUUAAAUAGGGACUUAUAAAUAAUCUUAAAAUGCUCUGCUUUUGUCUUAGUGUGGUCUCAGACUUUUAGCCCCAGACCCCAUUGUAUAAGUAUGCACUCAUUUGUAAGGAUGUUGUGAUUUUCUUAAGCACAUAAAAUAUGCUGUAUGAAUAUUACAGUCAUAUACUUUACUCUCAAAUACUGUAAAAAAAAAAAAAAAAAAAAUCAUCAGGUUUAAAAAGAUCUAAUAUUUUAUAGUUUUAUCGUGUCUUGCGUUGAGAAACAUAUGACUUGUAUUGGUACAUGCUAGCUCUUGGUGUUUUUAUUAGCGGCUAACCAGCUAUCCGCUCAGCCUGAGGGGGGGGAAAAACGACAGAAUAAGCAAACUUUAUUGUCACUUAACCACAGAUUAGAUGAAAACAUCACUGUUAUACAUCUGAAAUGUUAGAUAUUCGAUACUUUAGGUGGUUUAGAGAGAGAGAUCUGUCAAGAUUCAUUGUGCUCUGUCUGUUAUACACAACAACAAAAUGGCCGCCAUAGAAAUGAACGCCAACUAGAAAGAUUUCUAAUGGAAUGGCAAAUGAUUUAUUUGAAUAAAGUAAUAAUAUUUUGCUCACAUUAUGAUUUAGUUGUAGCAUUGUUUGAACUACAUGGCCAUCGUUUAGUACAGCUUCUAGAAAAGUAAUAAUAAUAAAGAAGGAGAGAAACCUUGAACAUUUACAAGCUUCAACAUCUUUACAGUCUAUAGUUCAUGCCAUAAGAUUUCUAUUCCGUUUAUGUGUGUUAAACUAAUCCAAAUGAUUUAAAACUCGUCUGUUUAGGUCUAGGAUACUGCAUUAUCUAGACUAACUGGCCACUUUGUUAGGAACACCUGUAGAGCUUCCUAUUAGCAAAACAACCGGUCAUGUGGCAGCAGCACAUCAUAGGUCAAGAGCUUUAGUUUUAAAUCCUGGUCUUGGUUUAGAGACGUGGUAGGUGAUCUGGUCUUCAGCUGUUGUGCCCUCAAGGUUUGGUGUUUGUAGGAGUUUAUUUGUACAUUAACACAUUUUAAAUGUACCACUUAGUGUCUCUGAACAUUGCCUCAAAAACAUAAAGCUAGCAUUUUCAACACGUGUGUGUAUUCCAUGUGAUGUUUUACUUGACAUUAUUGUAACACUUUGUACAGUGACAAGAUGUUCCUUGGGAUAAUUUUAGCUCUUGAUUGUUUAAAGAUGUUCAUCAUUUCUAUGUUUCAAAUCGUGGUGCAGGAAAAAUGCAUAGAAGCUACCGUAGAAAGUGUGUUGUUAUUGUGAGUGAAAUAAAUAAAGGCCUUAGUGUUGA